This is a messenger RNA of Boleophthalmus pectinirostris (great blue-spotted mudskipper), 2566 nucleotides long. RefSeq names its product synaptic vesicle membrane protein VAT-1 homolog. The transcript is spliced from 6 exons. Bases 194 to 1453 code for a protein of 419 amino acids. Gene Ontology annotation, molecular function: oxidoreductase activity. The record is from RefSeq and is a predicted model, not a curated record. NCBI's taxonomy places the organism in Eukaryota, Metazoa, Chordata, Actinopteri, Gobiiformes, Gobiidae.
UUACACUGAACUUUGCAGCAGCCACUUGUUGAACAGAGCGCACACAGGAAACCCCUGUGAAAAUAAUCUCAUUUUAGAAAAGGGAGGCUUGUCUUCAGGUGGGAACAACUUUUGUCACCGGAUUGCUUUGAAACAUUAGAAUUUCAGAGGCCAAAAGUAGCUUUAUUUUAUUGUUUAAUUAGUAGUAGAAAUCAUGUCUGGAAAGGAUGCGCCCACUGAACAGCCACAGCCCGAGCAAGAGGCGAAGACACCCGAGGAGCCCCCUACUUCACCGGGAAACACCCCAAUUAACGAGGAAAAGACCACCAUCUCGUGUCGUGCGCUGGUUCUGACGGGCUACGGCGGAUAUGACAAGAUCAAGCUGCAGGUGAAGACUAUGCCCAAGCCUGAGCUCAAAUCUGGAGAGGUGCUGGUGCGCGUGAAGGCGUGUGGACUCAACUUCGCCGAGCUGAUGGGCCGACAGGGGCUGUACGACCCUCUGCCCUCGCCCCCGGUCACUAUGGGCAUGGAGGGAGCCGGGGUGGUGGAGGCGGUAGGGCCGGAGGUGGAAGACAAAAAAGUGGGAGACAGAGUAAUAGUCCUUGGCCGCAGCGGUAUAUGGCAGGAAGUGGUUGUGGUGCCGUCCAACCGUGCGUUCAUCAUGCCCGAUCAGAUGAGCUUUGAGGAGGGAGCUGCCCUGCCCAUUAACUACCUCACAGCUUAUUUGAUGCUGUUUGAGAUGGCUAAUAUAAAGCCGGGCAAGAGUGUCCUCAUCCACAUGGCAGCAGGGGGUGUGGGGAUCGCUGCCACCCAGCUGUGCCAGUCCGUGCAGGACGUGACCAUAUUUGGAACAGCAUCAGCCUCAAAACAUGAGACCAUCGUUCAGGGAGGAGUCACUCACCCCAUUGACUAUCGUACCAAAGACUAUGUAGAGGAGGUCCGCAAAAUCAGCCCCAAGGGAGUUGAUGUGGUUCUUGAUCCACUUGGUGGCUCAGACACUCAGAAAGGAUUUAAUUUAUUGAAGCCCAUGGGUUCAAUUGUAGUGUUCGGUGCAGCCAAUGGUGUAACAGGUCAAAAGAGGAAUCUGAUAGCCCUGGCUAAACUCUGGUACCACCAGCUCUCGCUCUCCGCACUCAAACUGAUGCAGUCCAACAAGGCGGUGUGUGGCUUCCACCUGGGCUACCUCAAAGAUGAGGAACUCAUCAGUGAAACCAUGGCCAAAAUGCUGGAGCUCUACGGCCAGGGGAAAAUCAAGCCAAAGAUCGACUCGCGCUUCCACUUUGAAGAGGUUGCUGAUGCCAUGAGACGCAUGCAUGAGAGGCAGAAUAUUGGGAAAGUCAUUCUUCUCCCUGAACCCAAAAAGGAGGAAGAGAAACCCAAAACUCCAACGGAAACUGUGGAAAAAGAAGAGACACCUGAAGCUGCUGCUAACGAGACAAAAGAGGAGGCGACGGAGGAAGCCAAGGAAGAAUAGGACUGAGUAUGAAGGGUUUAAGUACAAACUAAAGAUGAUACAUUUGUCAGUAUUGUUUAAGUAUUUAUGUAACGCUUAAAAGGGGAAUAAUUUGAUGUACGUCCAAUAUUUUUUGUGCCAAACUAAGAGCAUGGUGCUAUACAAUUCUUUAUGAUGAAACAAAAAAAGUAUUUGGGUGAUAUGAAAACCAAACCACUAUUCUAAUGAAAUUUCUUUGACAUUUUGGUGACAAUUGUUCUGUUUUGUAUUGCACUGUUUAUUGCACUGUUAUGAUGUGAAGUGGCUGUCCCAUGAAUAGUAAUUAUAGCAAUUUUGUGCCAAAAGAAUCAGUGUGCAUAUGUUUGUAAACACAAACUGAAAGAUUUCAACCAGUUCUUUUAAGUAACAGUUGGUAAAACUCACAAUCAGCAUCUCAUAAAAUCUAUUCCACAUGCUUGAAAAAUGUAUUAGGUAUUCAAUAUGUGUAAGUUCAACCAGUUGGUCAAGUUGUGUAAUUAUUUGUAAAAGCACUUUCAUUCACUACUUUAUUUUUAUUAAGGAAAAGAAAUAUUUUAUCACUAUCAACAAUUGUAGUUAAAGUAGUGUGUGACGGAGCUGCCUUUGCCUUGAAAAACUAAACCCAAUUCUGCCUUGUGCCAUUUUAUGUUGAUUUUCCUUUUGGUAACAUUUUCCACAAUAAUCCUCUUUUCGUUUAAUGUUUUUCUCCAACCUCAAACAGUAGAGUUGAUUUGGUCUGGAGAUAGUUUGUCCAGCUGUGGGUGUAAUUCAAUGCUAUGAUGUGGAAAAAACGCUACCAAAGCAUUGAAGAAUUUGCCUCUCGUCUGUUCACAUUCCACUCACCUCCCUCUCACUCCUGCUUUAUAUCCAACUCGCAUACGUCUAAACUGUAUCAAAACUCUCCUCCCAUUUGCCUCAUAACAUUUGUUUAACCCUCAGAAUGAUAUGUUGUGUUAUUUACAUUUGUGGCAUUCCUUCACUCUUGGACAAGUGUAAGUUUGGCCAGGACUUUCCAGUAUCCCUAAAAACCUGAAGUGGAUUAUUCUAGACUCGGAGUUGGAGUCUCUAUGUGCUUAUGUGAAAUUAGUAUAGUAAUGUAAUGUUUGUGUCAUUGUG